AUGUCCCUACAAGUCAAUGACCCACGGUCGCGUACCCGGUCCAAAUCACCGGGUCGCAUCCGUGAGCGUCCGCGAUCGCGUGACAGUCGCAGCACCACUGUUGAUCUAGAGCCGCCGCGCUCAAGGCAACGCUCGCGAUCUCCAGCGGUGGAGAUGGCGCCCAAGUCGUCUUCGUCGCGGGACUAUGAGCUGCCUCGUUCACGCUCACCUGCGGUUGAACUCGCGCCCAGGUCGUCGAAAGCUCCAAAGUCUUCACGAGAUUUCGACUCCGAAGAGGAGGCGGAGAUUGAUCGCCGCUACAAAUUGAUGAAGGAGGAACGACUGCGCGACUCGGACUCGGAAAGAACCAGGGAUGGGUCUCGGGUGCCUCGAACGACUGAGAUGAGCCGGUAUGAUGUGGAGAGAUCGGACUCCGAGGAUAGUCGGAGGCGACUUGCCGACCAGCGAGAGCGGCGUCGGCGGGAGGAUGCUCGAUACGAGCAUUCAGACGAAGACAGGGAUGUCAAGCCGAUUCGGCCGAGGGUUGAUCGCGACCCCAGGGGAUCUAAGGAUUCAGUCAGGGGUUCUAGGGACUUUGCGGAUCCAAGAAGUUCCCGAGACUCUCUUAAGGAGCCCCGAGCCUACACAGACCCGAGGAGCUCGAAAGAGUCCUUCAGAGGAUCGGACCCGAGAGGGUCUCGAGACUCCCUUCAACGAGAGACCUUGAGAGAGCCGCGCGAUUAUGCUGCCCGAACACACGACACUCGAGCCACAUCCCCGUUGAGCCGCGAUUCUCGGCUAGAUGAUAUCCACGAUGAUUCGGAUGACGGGCUGGCCUACGGGGACAACUCGGGCGAUCAUGCUAGAUACGCGCGACCAGGCACAUAUCAAUACGCACAGAUGGGGGCGCCCGACCACCGCGAUAAACCUGACGCAAGGUCCGUGGACUGGGCCUCAGUUCCCGAAUGCGAGCGCCCUGGUUUUGUCCCCCCAGCAUCGCACCCUUCGUCACAGGCUGGAUUGUUGUCGGCCAUGCCCGGUGGAUUCCCAUCAUCCUCGUCUUACGCCGAGGCACCUGCGACCCCCGUUUCCUCGCAGCUCCCGUAUGGUCAGGUAUCUUCUGGUCCUUACGCGCCAUCGCACUAUCGCACUGCUGCUUCUUCCUCCACGACGGAUGCUUCUCAUUCCGGGUACUAUGCUCAACCGGCCCAAUAUCAAUAUGCUCAGGUUGAUCCAAAUGUUCGAUAUACCUCCAAAGCAACUCCUGUUCAGCCCUACACGGCCUCCACGGUGGAACAAACUGGCACCCGCAAUUCCCAAUCGGCUUUGCCAUAUAGAUAUAGCAGUGAACCUCAAUUCAGUAUGAAAAACCCGCAGCCGCAACUGCAACCGAUGCCGCAACCACCGCCACCACCACCACCAACCCAGGAACCGCUCUAUCAGUAUCAAGAACUGCCUUCUCCAGUCCAGUACGGACACGGCCAUGGGUCGGGAUCGGUGUCACAGCAACCAUCUGCACCCCGGCAAUUUAUCGAGAUCACGCCUGGCGGAGGUCGAGGUCGACCGCAUAGCGCAUCAGUAUCUUCGGCCAACAACCUUGCGGUCGUGGGCGGCCAGAGUUUGGGUGCCGGUCAUCCUCCAGCGAGUCCUCUCCUUGAAGCUUAUCGUGGAACGUAUCAGUCCAUCUCGCCGAUGCCGUCUCCGAUAGUCAUGCCGGCACGAGACGACGACCUCUCGGACAUUGAGCCUCUGGAUGGCGGCGGGUCAUCAAACUCUGAAUCCGGACGCCGCAAGAGACACAGUCGAUCGAAGUCAUCGAUCAGCGAAAGGGACAUGCGUUACUCAGAUAGCAGGGACAAGAGCAAGGAGAAAGAAAAAGACCGCAAAGACGAGAAGCGCCAUCAUCGGCACACCUCUAGCGUUUCUCAUGACCGAGACCAUGAGCGCGAUCGAAUGGUAGUGAUCGCGCCUGGUAGUUCUCGCAGCAAGCGUGUCUCGUUCUAUGAUGCCGCCGCCGACGCGCAUGAAAUGCAAAACGCAUUGAAUCAUCGCACCAUCGACAACAAGACCAUCAUUCAGGUCCUCCCUCGACUGAGAAGCGACGAAAUCCUCACUCUCCGGGCCGAAUACAAGAACCGCGUAAAGAUGCACGGUAAGGGCAUCAACCUCGCCAAACACCUCCGUCUGAAGCUGGGUAACUCUUCGUUUGGCAAAGUCGCCUAUGCGACAGCCCUGGGACGCUGGGAAUCCGAAGCCUACUGGGCGAACUGCUACUACCAGGCCGGCACUUCUCGACGCGAACUCCUGAUCGAGUCCCUAAUUGGGCGCUCCAAUGCUGCCAUCCGGGAGAUCAAGGCCUCCUUCCGGGAUCCCCGCUACGAUAAUAGUUUGGAGCGAUGCAUGCGCGCCGAGCUGAAAGCGGACAAAUUCCGCACGGCCGUGCUUCUGGCGUUGGAGGAGCGUCGGCAGGAAGAGCGGGAACCGCUUGAUGACCGAUUGAUUCGGCAGGAUGUGCAGGAUCUACAUCGAGCGCUGGUUUCUCGCGAGGGAGGCGAAACGGCCAUGAUCAAUGUGAUCGUCACGCGAAGUGAUACCCAUUUACGAGAGAUGCUGCGCGAGUACGAAGCAGUCUACCGGACGAACUUUGCCAGGGCAAUGAUCGCCAAGUCGAGGAAUUUGGUGGGAGAAACCCUCGCUCACAUCCUCAACGGCGCAAUCAAUCGACCCAUGCGCGACGCUCUCCUUCUCCACCAAGCUGUUCGAGAAAGCCGCACUGGUCGCGAACGCUCCGAGCUGCUAAUCUCUCGAUUGGUACGAUUACACUGGGAGCCCCGACACCUGGAGCAGGUCAAGGCGGAGUACCGGCGACGAUACAACGAGCGAAUAGAAGAGGCGAUUGCGGAGGAAGUCAUGAGCUCGGCGACGGCUAGUGAUUGGGGAGAGUUUUGUAUUGAAUUGGCGAGGAGCUCUUCGGGAUGA
Molecule: messenger RNA, 2958 nt
Organism: Penicillium diatomitis
Lineage: Eukaryota; Fungi; Ascomycota; Eurotiomycetes; Eurotiales; Aspergillaceae
Gene: anxc4
Product: annexin ANXC4
Exons: 2
Coding region: 1-2958 (985 amino acids)
Cellular component (GO): cytoplasm
Molecular function (GO): calcium-dependent phospholipid binding; calcium ion binding
Source: RefSeq, a predicted model, not a curated record